Daktulosphaira vitifoliae (grape phylloxera) is the source of this 2686-nucleotide messenger RNA. RefSeq lists its product as uncharacterized. The record is from RefSeq and is a predicted model, not a curated record. The transcript has 3 exons. Lineage: Eukaryota; Metazoa; Arthropoda; Insecta; Hemiptera; Phylloxeridae. Bases 227 to 2494 code for a protein of 755 amino acids.
CGGAGACAGAUAUACAGUGAAAGGUUAUUUGCGGUGUCUCGUGUAUGGACAAGACGACUAGUCUCGUGCUCAGUGUUUAGAUGCGAGUUCGUGCGAAACAAUCUCGAAAUGAUCUAGUGUCAAAUGAUUUUUUGAUCGAACGUUAAUUUUUUUUUUAAUAUGUGACUAAUGAUAUGUGGUUUACAAAUCGAAAAUCUCCAACAAGACGGAUAUAAGCUCAAAUAAAAUGAAAAUUCUUUUAUGGACACUGCUGGGUUAUAUUGUGGUAGUUCAACUGAUCUCCACUACAAAAUGUGAUGAAAGAGAACAUGUUUUUAAACAGCGCGAUUCCUCACAGAGCAACGAUGAAACAGAAAUUAGCGAUCUAACACAGAUUGAUUCAGAAGCCAACGUUGGCGAAGAAGAUGAUAUGGAAGAAACCGGCAUCGAUGAAGCUUCUUCUGAUAUUGUAGAAAGUCAUGUGCCAUUUCCAGGCAAUCAAGAACGAACUAGCGAAGAUGGUGAUGCUGAACUCCAUGUUCCAAUAAGAAAAACCCGCCGUAGGCGUCGACGUCGACGUAAGCGACCUAGGACAUCAACACACAUGUAUGAAGAACAACAAGAUGCUACUGUAGAAACGAUAGCAACGCCACAACACAAAGAAACGUCCGAAGAAGAUUAUGCGGAUGGUGUAUACGUUAGAAAACGACCAAUGAAGAGACGAAGGCGGCCGAUUAAUAGGAGACCAGUGUACGAUGAGUUAGAUGGAGAGAACAUUUUACCGCGCAGAAAAGUCCCAAUAAGAAGACCAAUUAAUACUACGAAUGAUGAUGGAGAGAUCGUAAACACUAAUUGGGACCCUGUAACAACAACAGAAGAAACAAAAUGGAAACCUUUGAAGUCCACUACAAUAGAAAACCCGUCGUCUACAACACUUAAAUUUACAAUAACAACAACACCUAGAAUUACAACUUUUUCACCAACAGUACAACAAAACUAUGUGGAAGAAACAAGUAAAGAAACAACUAUAAAAGAUUCAAAGAAACCAAAUUCAACCCGUGCAGAUAUGGUAGUGGUACAUAAAAGACCGGUCAGCGGUAAUUUACCACUUACUUCAGCAGUGUUAAGGCGACGCCUAAGACCACAAAAUAACGCUUCCGAAGAAGUUACUACGGCUUUUACAACGCCGUUCACUACAACAACAACUCCAAAACCAAGUGUUUUAAUAAUUAAAGAAGAUGUUCCUCUGUCUUUACUUCCUCCAGGUUUUAAAAAAUUAUCAAAUGAACAAAAGACUAUCAAAGAAACUACACCUUCUUCAGAUGAAUACCAAUUCGAUGACGAAGCGUUGUCAAAAAUGAUAAGUGAACAGCCUAAAUACCAAGUUGAAGAAUUAACGUUUAAAUCAGAUAGCAUCCCAAAAGUCAAGGACGAAAUCCUUACUUUGCUAAAAACUAAGACCGGGUCCUUGUUAUUAUCUAACAUACUAAAUUUAAGAAACAUGUCAUUAGAACAACUAUUACAGCACAGAGAGCGAGGAUCUAGUCAAAGACAUCAAGAACUAUUGGAAGUUAAUGAGACGACAACCUCAGGAGACGAACCAUCUUCAUAUAACCCAAAGUUAUUAGAAAAUACAAAAAACUUUACUGAUUAUUUAAUUGAAACGAAACGUUUGGCACAAAAAGAUCGAAAUAUCAUAGGAUUAAGCAAUACUCAAAUUUUUGUCGAUAAAUCAAUUUCAUCACAACAAACUAAAACAACUGAUCGUUACGUGACCAUAUCUAAAGAAGAGCGAGGAAAAGACAAAAUUUUAAACGAAGAAGUGAUGGAAUUAGAUAAACUGAUGGAUAGUAAUCAGUCAGAAAUUAUAUUUCAACACAAUAACGAAGAUAAGAGAAAUUUCGAACAACACAUGAAGAUAGAUUUGCCAACAACUACGACGUUUAUAUCCUCAUCUAAUGGAGUUACUUUGAAAAGUCCUAGGUCUCGAACUAUAAUGGAAACUGUGGAUAGAGAACCACGUAUAUUUGAAAGUCUGCCAGUUUUUUCGACGAGAUCACCAUUCAUAACGCCUACAAUACCUUCACAAGUAUUAUUUAUACAAGAUACCAAUCAUAUUGAUAAAUAUAAAAUUGACGAUGACAAGGAAAUUAAUGAAGAAGAUUUAGUAUAUAAGCGUUUUGAAAUGAGAAAAUUGCCUGUAGCUGUUAAGUCUGCUAUAAUAGCCAGUGCUGCAAUACUGGCCAUAGCAGUUUUAGGAUUUUUCGUAUUGCUAGUUUCAUGUCGUAUGAGACAAAAAAAGAGAGUAAUGAGAAAGAACUCGGUAUACUGUAAACAUAAUAUUCAUCCAGAUCCAGAACUUCGGUCUAGUGCCCGUAGCACUAGUCCUGUGAUGGACAAAAAUUAUCACAAUCAAUAUUACGAUGGAUAUGGUAGUCGCAUUGAUGAUCGUGUAGCAGCAAACCGUCAAUAUUACCUAUGGAGAACAUUAAGGAGAACUUUUCGUUAUGACUGACCAUAUUAUUGUUUAAGUUUUAUUCACACAUUGUAGAUACUAAAUACAUUUCUUUUAAAUUAUAAAUUAUUAAAUAGGCUUGCACAAUACAAAUUAUUCAUGAACAUUUCUGUGCAAUUGAAUUACUACGUAUAAAUAAAUAGUUAAAUCUAUUUUAAUUUAUUCUCAAUUAAUAAAAUAUUAUAGCAUAUA